CCUAACCCCUGCUCGCGCCAAGGUCCACAGCAUUACCUCCCGCGCGGUGGGGAAAAAAGCGAUUACCUAGCCCUGCAUACUCCACCAAGACUGUGUUAGUAUUAUGUUAUCUCCCUGCCAUGUGCCAUUUAUUGUUUCCCCCACUGCCUACUUCCCGUUUUUAUAUCAUAGCUCGGCUUUACUACUUGUGCAGUGCCAUUAUCGAUCCCGGUUCGACCCUAACACCCAUUGCUGGGAUUGAGAGGGGAGUUGGGCAGGCGGGUAGCACCCUUUUGGGAGAGAGACAGAUGAUCAUGGUAGCGAAAGUAUGGAAAGCAUCGGGUACAAGUGUACCCGUCUGCUCCAUGGUUUCAAUUCAAGAUUUGCCCAUCUGUCAUAGACACUUCAUAUGAAUUGGAUUCAUAAAGUAGUGCUAACAGAUAAAGCGUUAAGCAACGGUAAAUUGCGUGGCUGGUACGGAAAGGUAGUUCAGCCCCGGCGGAAGAUACAAGUGCAUUACGGUUAGCCGAUAGCAGGGUUACUGAUAGCAGGGUUGCCGA
This is a messenger RNA of Ilyonectria robusta, 539 nucleotides long. RefSeq lists its product as uncharacterized. Bases 120 to 392 code for a protein of 90 amino acids. The transcript has 4 exons. NCBI's taxonomy places the organism in Eukaryota, Fungi, Ascomycota, Sordariomycetes, Hypocreales, Nectriaceae. The record is from RefSeq and is a predicted model, not a curated record.